Messenger RNA from Pyrus x bretschneideri (Chinese white pear), 1104 nucleotides. RefSeq names its product loganic acid O-methyltransferase-like. The transcript has 3 exons. Gene Ontology annotation, biological process: methylation. NCBI's taxonomy places the organism in Eukaryota, Viridiplantae, Streptophyta, Magnoliopsida, Rosales, Rosaceae. Gene Ontology annotation, molecular function: S-adenosylmethionine-dependent methyltransferase activity. Bases 7 to 1104 code for a protein of 365 amino acids. The record is from RefSeq and is a predicted model, not a curated record.
AGAGAGAUGACUGAAGUAGAGGAUACUAAUUUGUCUGAAGCCUAUCCAAUGAAUGCUGGAGAUGGCCCUAACAGCUAUGCUAACAACUCCACUUUUCAGGAAAGUGUAGUGAAUUCUUCUAAAGAAGUUUUAAGACAGGAAAUUGAAGAAAAGCUUGACGUACACGCAUUCUUGUUAUCAUCCUGCAACACCUUUCGAAUUGCAGAUUUAGGCUGCUCCACUGGGCCUAAUACUUUUUUUGCGGUUGAAACCAUACUUGAAACUGUGCAACUCAAGUACCAAAGCCGAGGGCUGAGUUCUCAUCAAAUCCCCAAAUUUCAAGUUUUCUUCAACGAUCAAACCACAAAUGAUUUUAACAUGCUCUUCAAAUCCCUCCCUCAGAACAGGCAAUACUACGCCGCAGGUGUGCCUGGUUCGUUCUAUGGUAAGAUAUUUCCUAAUGCUUCCAUUCACUUUUUUCACUGUUCUUCUUCAAAUCACUGGCUUUCUAGAGUACCAAAAGAGAUAGUGAACAAAGAGAGUCCAGCUUGGAAUAAAGGAAAAAUCUAUUACUCAAGUUCCACAACUGAAGUGACAAGGGCUUAUGAAACUCAACAUGCUUUGGACAUGGAGUGUUUUCUUAAUGCAAGGGCACAAGAGAUUGUGUAUGGAGGAUUGAUGGUGCUUAUCAUUUCAUGUCGCCCCAAUGGUACCCCUCAUUCUCAUACUCUGGCAAGUGUAAUCUAUGAAACUUUAGGAUCUUGCCUCAUAGACAUGGCCAGAAAGGGAUUGGUUAGUGAAGAGAAAAUAGAUUCAUUUAACAUACCUGUGUAUGUCAUGUCUCCCCAAGAACUGGAAGUUGCCGUAGAAAGAACUGGAUACUUUAGCAUUGAGAGAAUGGAAAUUUUACCAAAUAUGUUUCCAAAUAGCAAUCUCUCUAAUGCCUUAUUAUGUACAUCUCACGUUAGAGCAGUUCAUGAAGAACACAUCAAGCAGCACUUUGGAGAAGAAAUCAUAGAUGAAGUCUUCAACUUAUACCAUAAGAAAGUUGAAGAGCAACCCUCCAAGUUUGAGUUGGGGAAGACUGUUGUUUCCAUUGCCGUGCUUAAACGCAAAGCAAAUUAA